This is a messenger RNA of Fusarium redolens, 1380 nucleotides long. RefSeq names its product ribonuclease H-like domain-containing protein. The transcript has 3 exons. The coding region runs from base 1 to 1380 and encodes 459 amino acids. Gene Ontology annotation, molecular function: poly(A)-specific ribonuclease activity; nucleic acid binding. Lineage: Eukaryota; Fungi; Ascomycota; Sordariomycetes; Hypocreales; Nectriaceae. The record is from RefSeq and is a predicted model, not a curated record. Gene Ontology annotation, cellular component: CCR4-NOT core complex; P-body; CCR4-NOT complex.
AUGCCACCGCCGCAACUUAGGGGCUUUGGUGGGGGGCCUGCUGUGGCAGCGCCAUAUCACCAGGGCGGUUUCCCCUCCCAUGCCCAACAACAGGGUGGCCACUUGGGCGCGAACCAGUACCUGAAUGCCAACACACAACUGGGACCCUUCUCUGCUGCCAACAGCAAUGCAUUUACGACGGCCGGUCUCAAUGGUCAGGGGUUCGCCGAUACAGGAUUUGGUAGUCAAAGUGCAAGAAUGGGUUUCCAUGGCCCCGCAGCCGCCCUACAACAACCACAACACGGGCAGGUUCACCAGAACAUGUUGAUGGAACACCCAGGAAUCAGGUCACAUCCUAACAAGGGUAGAAUACGGGAAGUAUGGAAGCACAACUUGCACGAAGAAAUGGCUGUAUUGCGAGACUUGGUGGACAAGUAUCCUUACAUUGCGAUGGAUACCGAGUUUCCAGGUGUCGUUUCAAGGCCCAUGGGAGGAUUCCGAGGGAAGAGCGAUUAUCACUAUCAAUGCCUACGAACCAACGUCGAUAUGCUAAGGCUUGGAACAGCCGCUCAAAGGGCAGCGACUAAUGCUCCCUUCCCUUGUUCAUGGCAGUUCAACUUUAAGUUCUCAUUGAAAGACGACAUGUAUAACGAGAAAUCGAUCGAGUCACUUCAGCAAGCGGGGAUCGACUUUAAUGCUCUCGAACGUGAUGGCAUCGAUCCUCACGAGUUCGCCUCUCUUCUGAUUCCUUCAGGUCUUGUCUGCUUCGAUAACGUCAAGUGGAUAUCGUUCCAUGGCGGUUACGAUUUCGGCUACCUGACCAAGCUCCUUAUCUGCUUGCCAUUGCCCAACGACGAAGUCGAUUUUGACCACAAGAUGAAGCUCUACUUCCCUACGACGUACGACGUGAAGCACCUCAUGAAGCACGCCAUCAGGUUACACAACUCCGGCCUUCUUACACCCAGCGAUCCCAGUAGUACUGAGAUCCUGCAAAAGUUUGAGCAUAAAUCUGGACUUGAGAACAUUGCCGAAACCCUCAAGAUUAAACGUGUUGGCUCUGCCCACCAAGCAGGCUCCGAUUCGUUACUCACCGGAAAGGUCUUCUUCUCUAUGCGCGAUAAGAUCUUUGCCGGUGAUAUCCCUGAUGAGCAUGUUGGCAAGGUCUGGGGCUUGGGUUUCCCUGACUCAAAUUCCAGCCUUGUCAUGUCAAUGAUGAACCAGCAAAGCGGCAAUGAUGGGCAGACAAAUGGCAACGGACCUAGCACACCUAACACGACGAAUGCUGCGCUAGCCACCACCCCGGGACCCCAAGGGCAUAAUGGUAUCAUCAACACCGGGCCUAUGACUCCUGGUGGAGGCGGUGGUGUAUUUGGCAACUUUGCUUUUGGCGGAAACCGAUGA